Molecule: messenger RNA, 5755 nt
Organism: Sphaerodactylus townsendi
Lineage: Eukaryota; Metazoa; Chordata; Lepidosauria; Squamata; Sphaerodactylidae
Gene: NOL10
Product: nucleolar protein 10
Exons: 22
Coding region: 30-2096 (688 amino acids)
Biological process (GO): maturation of SSU-rRNA from tricistronic rRNA transcript (SSU-rRNA, 5.8S rRNA, LSU-rRNA)
Cellular component (GO): small-subunit processome; nucleolus; 90S preribosome
Molecular function (GO): protein binding
Source: RefSeq, a predicted model, not a curated record
CCUCGGCCGGCCGCGGAAGAAGAGAGACCAUGCAGGUCUCCAGCCUCAACGAGGUGAAGAUCUACAGCCUGAGCGCCGGUCGGAGCCUUCCUGAGUGGCUUUCUGAUAGAAAGAAAAGAGCAUUACAGAAGAGAGAUGUCGAUAUUCAAAGGAGAAUUGAACUUCUCCAAGACUUUGACAUGCCCACAGUUAGUACAAAGCUCAAGGUUUCACGAGAUGGGCAGUAUGUUAUGGCAGCAGGAACCUAUAAACCUAGAGUCCGAUGUUUUGAUACCUAUCAAUUAUCCAUGAAGUUUGAAAGAUGCUUAGAUUCUGAAGUUAUUACAUUUGAUAUAUUAUCAGAUGAUUACUCAAAGAUUGUUUUUUUGCUAUGUGACCGAUAUGUGGAAUUUCACUCCCAACACGGUCGUUAUUACAGAACCAGAAUUCCCAAGUUUGGUAGAGAUUUUUCAUACCAUUAUCCAUCGUGUGACCUGUAUUUUGUAGGAGCAAGCUCUGAAGUUUACAGACUAAACCUGGAACAAGGAAGGUAUCUGAAUUCCCUACAGACAGAUGCAUCGGAGAAUCAUGUAUGCGAUAUAAAUUCAGCACACGGUUUAUUUGCAACUGGGACAGUUGAGGGAAAGGUGGAAUGCUGGGAUCCAAGAACACGAAACCGAGUUGGAGUACUGGAUUGCGCGUUAAGCAGCACAACAGCCAAUAAAGAGAUAGAAGGUCUCCCCUCUAUUUCAGCCCUGAAAUUUGACGGAGCACUGAAUAUGGCUGUUGGGACGUCCACAGGCCAGGUUUUGUUCUAUGAUCUCCGAUCAAGUAAUCCAUUAAUUGUGAAAGAUCACCAAUAUGGCUUGCCUAUUAGAUCAAUCCAGUUCCAAAAUUCAUUAGAUUUGGUUAUUUCUGCUGAUUCACGAAUUAUAAAACUUUGGAACAAGGACACAGGGAAAAUAUUCACUUCCAUGGAACCUGAACAUGAAAUUAAUGAUGUCUGCAUAUACCCUAAUUCGGGAAUGCUGUUCACAGCCAAUGAAGCACCCAAAAUGAAUAUCUACUACAUUCCGGUGUUAGGUCCAGCUCCAAAAUGGUGCUCGUUCCUUGAUAACCUAACAGAAGAGCUGGAGGAGAACCCAGAGACAACAGUGUAUGACGAUUACAAAUUUGUAACAAGAAAAGACCUUGAAAAUUUAGGGCUUACACAUCUCAUUGGAUCCCCAUUACUCCGUGCAUACAUGCAUGGAUUUUUCAUGGACAUAAGACUGUAUCACAAGGUUAAAAUGAUGGUGAAUCCAUUUGCCUAUGAGGAGUAUAGGAAAGAGAAAAUCAGGCAGAAGAUAGAAGAAACUCGUGCCCAAAGAGUGCAACUGAAGAAACUUCCCAAGGUUAAUAAAGAGCUGGCCCUAAAACUUAUCGAGGAAGGAGAAGAAAAUCUGGAAGAUGGAAGGAAAAAAAAGCAAAAGAAAACACCCAACAUUCUUACUGACGAUCGCUUCAAAGUCAUGUUUGAGAACCCAGAUUUUCAGGUGGAUGAGAAAAGCGAAGAGUUCCGGUUGCUCAAUCCGCUGGUUUCUAAAAUAAGUGAGAAAAGGAAGAAGAAGUUGAAGAUGCUAGAGCAGCAAGAAACUUUGGGAGAGGAAGAAGAGGAAGAACCAGAAGGAAAACCAAGUGAUGCAGAAAGUUCUGAGACUUCAGAUGAUGAAAAAGGCUGGGUUGAAGAGGUCAGGAAACAGCGCAGACUUCUCCGCCAAGAGGAAAAAGUAAAAAGGCAGGAAAGGUUGAAGGAGGAUCGGCAGACUGUCUUGAAGCCUCAGUUUUUUGAGAUUAAAGCUGGGGAAGAGUUCAGAAGUUUCAAGGACACGGCUCAAAGGCAAAAGUUAAUGAAGAAAACUCUUGGUGAUCGCUUGCAGCUUGAAGAGAAGGUUGGCGCACUAAGUGUACAUGAUACCACUGUAGGAAGCAAACAGGUUACCUUUAAAUUAAAAAAGUCAGAGCAACAGAAGAAACAGCAGGAAGCAGAGAGGCAUCAUCAUCAGGAGAGGAGAGAGCUGAGACGUUCAGCCAGUCACCUGAAAAGUAAACGAGGAAGAGGACGGCCCUUCCACUGACUGAAUGGUUCUACUUUUAUACUCCCGGAGGUCCAAGAGAUUGGUCCUAAAUCAUGUACACAGGAGAAGUAACAUCUUGUCAAGUCCUGUUUUGACUGAGGAGGAAAAGCCACAUGUGAGAAGCAGGGGUGUUUGUUGAGGAGCUGUGAGUGGUUAUCACAUAACCUUGUGAUUCUUAUGCAAAACUUUCUACGCAAACUGGACUGCAUUCUCUUUUUUAAUUACAUUUGAACAUCUAUUUACUGUUUUUGAAAAAAAAUGGACAGUGUUUUUCCUCAAAGUUUUUAUAAACAUCACUGGAUAAAACUUUUAAUUGUUUCGUUAGGCCCAUCUAGCAUUAGGAAGUCAACUGAUAAAGUGUGCCAAUAACAUUUGCCACAAGAAUAACACACAGAAACCAGAACUCUGACUUUUAAUGAUCCCAUUAAGCAAAGCCUUGCUCUAACAAAAGAUUUGGGUAUGCUUGCUGUCAAGCUCCCCCAAUAUAUUUAUGGUCCAUUUCAAAAGAGAAGUGUGCUUAACCAUGCAGAUACAUAUGGGUGUUAAUAUAAUUGAAUACAAGAAACUACUUUAAUCCUGACCAUUUUGGCACUGUGUUAAUGCUCAGUCUGAUUUUACAGAUGUGUCGCAUAUGAGACUGAUCCCUUUCAUGUCCGCAGUGGACAGAUCCUAGCCUAUAGGUGAAUACAAAAUCCCUUUCUUACCAUUAUAUCCCUCUUUAAUAUGAAACUCCAAUCUGGCAUACUGUUUGAACAGGGGGGUGAGUUUCUGGGGCUGCCUGCCUGUGUCUGAUUACAGCUGCUCCUGUCACAAACCUGCUUCUUUUGUAGGUAGACAAAUGAAAGUGCCUCCUCAUUUGUUUGGCAGACUGUAUAAUGUUUAUGUCUUGUCGCAAUGUGUCAAUGUAGUGCAGCACUUACAGUGCCAUCUUACACAGAGUUACAACUUUCUAGUCUUGUUGACUUCUAUGGAAUUGCAUUUAGAAGGACACUGUCUCUGCUUAGGAUAGCACUGUUGGUGUCAUAACACAACAGAGAAGGAGGAAAUCCAUUUAAAUGCCGAAAUUAAAAGACCGAAGAAGCUUGAAGAAGAAAAACAGAUCACGUCUCUGAUAAAAGAACUGCUCCAGACGGCACUGAGAAUAGUCUUCCCUAUGGUGGUUUCUGCACAAGAAUCAAAGAUCUGUAGAAAAAGAAAGAUGGUUGUCUUUGAUGCAAAUUGAGAACUGCAAAGCAUUUCAGAAGUUGGGAAGAAAACUACACUAAUGUCUUUCAAGGUUAUGGGUACUUCUAGUUGAUCAUCUCACCCUUUCUACGAGUACAUUCUUGAGUAAAGUGUUUUGUAUGGUAUGGCCAGUCUUCAUUGGUUGUUUAGAACUGGCUGUGCAUAGGCAGUUUGCAUAGGUUCCUCCCUUGUGUUUUUCUUCCAUGGAGAUUUUUAUGGUUUCUGUCUCUGCAUCACAAAUGCUUAUGGAAGAGUUUCCAGAAAAAGCAAAAAUUUGAUUUAAUCACUUUAAAUGUUUCUGGAAUGUGGACCGCUAGCAUCAACUUUACAACCAGCAACCUCAUGAAUAACAUAUAUGCAGUCCUGCUGUGACACGACUGCGCUGUGGGGUUACUAAUUUAUUACUUCAACUGUGUCCGUUGUUUGUUAACUCUGACCUAGUUCUUCCUAUUUAUUAAAUGUAAAGCCUCCCUUGACUUCCUCGUGCCAACCUUGCAUUGCCCACCUGGCAUCAUGUAAGUCUAGAGAAAACAAGAAUUUUACAAUAAAGAAAUCCCCAAUGUUGGAUAUUUGGUGAAAGGUAUUUGGUGAAUUGAGCAUAUUUGGUGAAAGAUGUUUAAUAUGAAUAUUUUACUCUGAGUGUGAAUUUUCUUUGUGCAAAUUAAUAUAUUACUUGUGGUCGUUUUUGCCUUGCAAUAGUAAAAACUGCAUCCCAUAGAGCACAUGCGGGGGGGGCGGGAGGGGAGAAUAGAGGAAUAGAUAGAGUAUAUAUCAGAAAGAGAGAGUAGCUGGGAAUAGAAGGAGAAAAGGAACAAAUAAGUGUACUUGGAGCCCGGACAAAGCUGGAUCAUCUGGGGAGGUGGCAAGUGGGGGAAAGAACCAAACCCUUCAUACAUCCUCCAGGUCUUUCUAGCAAGGCACCUGCCUCAUAGUGGAUUAUGCGCUCCUGGCAUGUCCAGUGCCCAGAAGCUAAGUGCCUUCCUAGCAGAAUUGGUGGGAGUGAUUGCUGAGGAGGAGCCAUCAUAACUCAGGACAGUGGAAGGGGGAGAUGAGGAGAGGCCUGGGCAAAGAGUUGCAUGUUGGAGCCUGUGAUAUGUCCAAGUUGGGCCCUUCUUCCCAGCAGGUGGAGGGGUACGUGGCAAGAGAAGUGCAUACCUGAGAUCGGGUCAGGCAGGGAUGGCGCCCCCUUCAAGUUGUGCCCAGAGAAUGUGCCCUGCCUGCCCCACCGUAGAUCUGCCUCUGUCAGUGAGGGCUCCCUGUCAAAGGAACGAAGUUAGUCUAAGGCCCCUUCCGCACACGCAAAAUAAUGCGUUUUCAAACCACUUUCACAACUGUUUGCAAGUGGAUUUUGCCAUUCCGCACAGCUUCAAAGAGCACUGAAAGCAGUUUGAAAAUGCAUUAUUCUGCAUUUGCUGAAUGAGCCUAAGAGAGCACAACUGGACCACUGUCACUUAGUAGGGUAGCCAACUUGCCCUGAAGCUCCUGUGCUGCUGUUGCUGCUGCUCAAUUAGGUGGUGGGGGAAUUUGGAGGAAGGCAUUCCACAACACCACAAAAUCAGCUGUGUAUCACUUCCUACUGUGCACCCAGAAGUGACAUUGUCGCACUGUAUGACUCGCUAAAAAUUUCCCCUAUCUCUGUGGUUUUUACCAUAGAGUUUCAAGGAUAUCAUAAAACAACAUGCAAUGUGGUGAUCUCAUUUCCAGUUGCAAUCAGAAGUGAUGUUGCAAUGUCACACGAUGCCAUUUUACCAGGUAUUCCCACCCCCCAGAAGCCUGGAACCUACCAGUGCUGGACAGAUGACCCAUUCUGGGGUCCCCCUGCUUCUAGUCCAACAUACUAAUCACUACACGAUGUAGUCAUAAACCCCUUGAGGGCCAGCAAAGAUGACUGGUGUGUCACAAGUUGUUGCGGCCUGUACCACGUAGAAUGAUUUCAAAGCAACCUCUGUUGGGAUGCUAUAUUUAUUUAGCCUAUUUCACCCUCUUGUAGGGGACAUUUAGUUGCAUGUGAGAUUCCUUUUUAAGCCAGGAGUUAUUCUAUUUUAAGGCAAUAUGCUUAAUGCCAAAAUCAGUUUAUCCUCAAUCUUUUAUGGUUUGCCUUAAAGUUGUGAGAGCUCCCUUCCUCCAUCCUCUCCAAAGCUUUAAUCUCGCUUAACUGAUUUUAUCAAUCGUUAUGGUUUUUCUUCUUGGCCACUAUGAAUUCUGUCUCCGUAUCUGACUAAAGCGGCUGUGAUUAUUGGUUUAUCUCAGAACCAUCAGUUCCCACAAUGAGGCUCCAAAGCCUUUUAUUUUUUGGAUCAGAGCAAAUGUGAUCUUAAAGAGUGGUUUUUACAGAAUUAUGCUAAAGUCACAUUUCAGAUUGUAGUUUUUGUUGUAAUGCCCUAAUAUAGCAUCACACAGAUAUUCCUUCUGACAAUAAAGGUUUGCAACAUAAA